AGUAGUGACCGCGCAUGCGCACAGAGGCGCGGAGCUCCGGUGGCGGCGGCGGCGGCGGCAUGCAGGCGGCCCUGGAGAUCACGGCACGUUACUGCCGUAACGAGAUGGAGCAGUACGGGCAGUGCGUGGCCGCCAGCCCGGCUUCCUGGCAGCACGAUUGUCACCGUCUCCGCCUCAGCAUGUCCCGUUGCGCCGCCGCUCACCCGAUCGUGCAGCAGAUCCGCAAGGACUGCGCGGAGCCGUUCGGCGCCUUCGAGCGGUGUCUGAAGGAGAACCAAGCCUCCGUCACGAACUGCAGCGACCACGUCAACGCCUUCCUGCUCUGCGCUGACCAGGUGAAGCUCUCCACGUGAGGGGAGCCUUGGAAUUAAAAUUCAUCUUCAGGAGUGAAUGAAAAGUCUUUCUGUACUGUGGAGUAUCGUUCCAAUGCUUGGUUGGGUUGUUUUUUCCCCUCUGAAAAACGAAGCGCAGCCCUGCGAUGUGGUUUUCUUGGUCCUGGUUGCACUAUGCUUGUCUCCAGCAGACAGGUGGACUCUGACCGGGAUGUCAGAGCGUUCCUGAUCCGUCGGCACUUGUGUGCUGAUAACGCUGGGUUUUGUCUGCUGAGUUGCCUCUACAAAACUUUAUAAGUAAAUAAAUCACGGAACUGUGUUGAAGCGACACCAAAGGAUCAGCAGCAACUUGCAGAUGUGCUUGAAUAGGAACUGAAAGCUAAAAUCAGCCCUUACCUCUUUUUCUGCCGUCUGUAUUCUCCGACAGUUCCUUUGAUAAUUAAGCACAAUGUUUUCCUUCGUCCCAAUAAAAAAACCCACUUUUCAGGAUCCAAAGCCAGUUCUGGCUUUUCCCACUGAUGAUGGAAGCUGCUCUCUGAGCUGGACCGACUACAGGGACAUUUCUCUGACCGUAAAUGUCCCAGCUUGACCCACUUGGAAACGUCCUGUGCGGCUCGCAGUUUUGGGGGUGCCGUGAGGGGUUGUAGCCCCGGGCCUUCUGCUGGUUUAGAACAGCAGAGGGAGUCUUCCCACCAGCAGAGACGGCAGGAGAAAACUGCGGAUUUCAGAGCACUGACUGCUCUUAUCGACAGCGCAACAGAGAUCUUCCAAUGCAGGGGUGG
Gymnogyps californianus (California condor) is the source of this 1114-nucleotide messenger RNA. RefSeq names its product coiled-coil-helix-coiled-coil-helix domain containing 5 (gene CHCHD5). Bases 15 to 353 code for a protein of 112 amino acids. The transcript has 4 exons. NCBI's taxonomy places the organism in Eukaryota, Metazoa, Chordata, Aves, Accipitriformes, Cathartidae. The record is from RefSeq and is a predicted model, not a curated record.